This is a messenger RNA of Penicillium macrosclerotiorum, 1359 nucleotides long. RefSeq names its product Spo7-like protein. Gene Ontology annotation, molecular function: protein phosphatase regulator activity; phosphoprotein phosphatase activity. Gene Ontology annotation, biological process: nuclear envelope organization. The record is from RefSeq and is a predicted model, not a curated record. The transcript has a single exon. Lineage: Eukaryota; Fungi; Ascomycota; Eurotiomycetes; Eurotiales; Aspergillaceae. Gene Ontology annotation, cellular component: Nem1-Spo7 phosphatase complex. The coding region runs from base 1 to 1359 and encodes 452 amino acids.
AUGUCCUCGCCUUUGGACCAGCUUGUCAAGGGCGCUCCAGGAUCCGACGCACGCGCUGCCACGCCGGAGCCUUCGACGUCCACGCCCGCUACCGCACCCGCCGAAUCCUCUUCUCCUCCAGGACCCUCAACACCAGAUCCGCUGGCGUCAUUACCCUCGUCUCCGCCUCAGAUUUACUUGAAUCUAUUGAUUCUCGAAGCAUCGCUCCGCGCGCAAUAUUUGGCUCUGCGCGAGCGUCGUCGCCAAAACACGUUCUUCCUGCUGCUCCUUGCCGCUUGGAUUGCCUCUUUCGUAUACGCAUUGUUCCUGCGCCCCCGAGAAGAUGGACGCGGUGUUGGAGGCUCAGUCUAUUGGGUCGUUGAGAUGGGCGAAAAAGUCGCUUUGCUUGGAGGAGUGGUGACAGCGCUGCUGGUCUGGGGAACGGGACAGUGGGAACGUGGGAUCCGCUGGCCCCGGCGUUGGCUUGCCGUAUCCAAUCGAGGUCUGCGGGUGAUGAAUACCAAAAUCAUCGUCAUUCGAGGUCCCUGGUGGCAAGAGCUGCUUUCCUAUGUGUCCUUUCUGUUUCCUUUCUCCGCCCCGUUCUUCCCCUCCCCGACAGGCAACUUCCAACUUGUUGAGCGUCAUCCGUCCGAAAAGCGCACUGGUAGUCGGCAGCACUACCAGCAGUACUAUAACGGCGGUGACAGCGAGUCGGGCCUUGUCGAGGAAGACCUCAGCCCUGGCGGUGACUAUAUCCGCCUUCUCCUCCUACCGAAAUCCUUCUCGCCGGAGUUCCGCGAAAACUGGGAUGACUACCGUACGGACUUUUGGGAGAAAGAGAACGAGCGCCGUGCUCAGCUGCGUCAAAAACUGCGCGAACGUGAGCGCCAAUUCGCCCAAGCAGAGGGUGGCUGGCUCUGGCGCCUAGGUCUUGGCUGGCGCGCUUCGCAGCGUCGCCGCAUGAUCCCUGUUCCCCAGCACCGAUCAACCGACUCGGAAACCAAACAUCGGCUUCAUACCCACCACCAGCACCAACCUUCCAUCUCCUCCAGGCUUGGUCAAGAGCUUCGUGCCCCUUCUGUUCGCCGUAGCACCCGCUCCGAAUCAUCCCACUCUCGAACUUCUUCUCGCAGCAGCACGCCUGUUGAUGCUGAGGAACGCCCUCCAUCUCGCUCCUCCGCAACUGGCCGGCCUCGUCGAGGUAGUACGACCCCGUCUAUCUCCGGCCCCGAAGUCUCUCCCCCAACAACGGAAACGAAAGGGGUCGAAAUCGUUACGACGGGGUCUUUCGCCUCUGACUCAAGCACAAAUCCGCGAGGGUGUCCGAACGCCGUCGUUCUCAUCGGACGAUUCCGGCAUUAUUCCCAUGAGCGAGUAUGA